CCGUGAUGACGCGAGCAGCAGCAGGGCCAGGGUCUGCGGGUGCUUUGAUUUGCCGGCACGCCUCCCCCUCUCAAAAUGGGAAGAAAUCGGAAGGCGCCUGAAUAGGAAUGGAUCUUGAUGAUAAGAUAAAGAAAGGACAGGAAAUGGGGGCAGUUCUGGAUUGAUUCUCCUCUACUAGCUCUGGCCGGCGACCAAAGCUCUGAGCCUCUGUCCCUGUGAGAGACCGACCAUUGCAGGUAGCAGUCGUGCAAGCGUGGCAUUAAAGGCUUCUUGCCGGGCGGCCAACCAGAACAAGAACCCCAGAAGCGAAGAUCCUAGGAGUAGCCGCAGCAGCAGCAGCAGCACAGUGCGUAAAGAGGAGGAGGAAGCUUUCCUUUUACGGCCACCGAAUCAGUCGCUGCCGUUUUGACGGCGGCGACCCAAUCCGCGGCUCGCAUUCCAGUUUCUCGCCGUUUUCAGUCAGUCUACCGCUAGUUGUGGGGGGAGUAUAAAAUACUCCGCCACCACCACGGCCCAGCUGCGCGGCAGCGGAAGCCUCCUCCCGACCUGCCUGCUCUGCCCCUCCCCAGAUCUCCACGCCGCGCCGCCGUCCCACCCCAUGGAGCACGACGCCGAGGCGCGCCGCGGGUUCGCCAGGAUGGGCUUCGGGUGCAAGCACUACCGGAGGAGGUGCCGGAUCCGCGCGCCCUGCUGCGGCGACGUCUUCCACUGCCGCCAUUGCCACAACGAGUCCACGAAAGACGGGCACGAGCUCGACCGGCACGCCGUCCAAUCGGUCAUCUGCCUUGUUUGCGACACCGAGCAGCCGGUUGCGCCGGUGUGCUGCAACUGCGGAGUCUGCAUGGGGGAGUACUUCUGCAGGACGUGCAAGUUCUUCGACGAUGAUGUUGACAAGGAGCACUACCAUUGCAAAGACUGCGGCAUCUGCAGAGUUGGAGGUAGGGAAAACUUCUUCCACUGCCAGAAGUGUGGAUCUUGCUACUCGACGACCCUGCGGGAGAAGCACUGCUGCAUCGAGAACUCGAUGAAGAAUAACUGCCCCAUCUGCUACGAGUACCUGUUUGAUUCGUUGAGGGAGACGUCCGUGCUCCGGUGUGGGCACACGAUGCACCUGCAGUGCUUCCACGAGAUGUUGAAGCACGACAAGUUCUCUUGUCCCAUAUGCUCGACGUCUAUCUUCGACAUGGACAAGUUCCUGAGGGCCCUGGAUGCAGAGAUGGAAGCAAGCUACUGUUACAUGGGAAAGGGAUGGAUCGUGUGCUACGACUGCAGGGACACGACGCAGGUCUUCUCCGGCGUGGCGGGGCACAAGUGCUGCCACUGCCAGUCGCACAACACCUGCAGGGUCGCUCCCCCCGUCCUCCCGUAGCCUGUAGCGGUCGCCAGAUCAUUGUCCAUCUGUCGAUCUCUAUACGUGUCAGCGGCGAAGAUACGCACGUGUCAUUAUAGCUUCCAUUCUACCUAUGUCUUCUAUUCCAGUCCAGGAUGAACUGCGGCAUUUUCGUCUCACCACAUAAUACGCAGAAUUAGCGUACAUACACCCAGCUUAUGACGCAUUUGUACCACAAUGAAGGUCAGGUCUCUAUGACAGCAAUUUUGGAUGGAAAAUUAUUUUCCGCGGGAUUGGAAAAAUAGCUAUAUCUACAUGAGAUGUGCUUUUGUUGGAAAUGCGUAAUAUUUAGUUCAAA
Molecule: messenger RNA, 1688 nt
Organism: Panicum hallii
Lineage: Eukaryota; Viridiplantae; Streptophyta; Magnoliopsida; Poales; Poaceae
Product: E3 ubiquitin-protein ligase SRFP1
Exons: 12
Coding region: 599-1369 (256 amino acids)
Biological process (GO): ubiquitin-dependent protein catabolic process; protein ubiquitination
Cellular component (GO): nucleus
Molecular function (GO): ubiquitin protein ligase activity; zinc ion binding
Source: RefSeq, a predicted model, not a curated record